CCGCCGCCGCCCGGAGCCCCGCCCGGCUCCCCUCAGCGCCGCCGCCGCCCUCGGCGCGGCCCGGCCCGGCGGCGGGAUGAAGCUGACGGACAACGUGCUGCGGAGCUUCCGCGUGGCCAAGGUCUUCCGCGAGAACUCGGACAAGAUCAACUGCUUCGACUUCAGCCCCAACGGCGAGACCGUCAUCUCCAGCAGCGACGACGACUCCAUCGUUCUCUACGACUGCCAGGAGGGCAAACCAAAGAGAACGCUGUACAGUAAGAAGUAUGGAGUGGACCUCAUCAGGUACACACAUGCUGCCAACACUGUUGUGUACAGUUCCAAUAAAAUAGACGAUACAAUCCGAUACCUCUCCCUGCAUGACAACAAAUACAUUCGGUAUUUUCCAGGGCAUACAAAAAGAGUGGUUGCUCUUUCAAUGUCUCCAGUGGAUGAUACAUUUAUUUCUGGAUCCCUUGAUAAAACUAUUCGACUUUGGGAUCUCCGUUCUCCAAAUUGUCAGGGUUUAAUGCAUCUCCAGGGGAAGCCCGUGUGUUCUUUUGACCCAGAAGGGUUGAUUUUUGCUGCCGGAGUAAAUUCUGAAAUGGUGAAGCUUUACGAUCUCCGUUCUUUUGACAAGGGCCCAUUUGCUACCUUUAAGAUGCAGUAUGAUAGAACAUGUGAGUGGACAGGCCUGAAGUUCAGUAAUGAUGGCAAACUCAUCCUCAUAUCGACUAAUGGAGGGUUUAUUCGACUGAUUGAUGCCUUUAAAGGAGCUAUCCUGCAUACGUUUGGGGGUUAUAACAAUAGUAAGGCUGUCACACUGGAGGCAUCAUUCACACCAGACUCUCAGUUCAUCAUGAUAGGUUCAGAGGAUGGGAAGAUUCAUGUUUGGAAUGGGGAAAGUGGGAUGAAGGUGGCUGUGCUGGAUGGGAAACACACAGGUCCUAUAACCUGUCUGCAAUUCAAUCCAAAAUUCAUGACUUUUGCUAGUGCAUGUUCCAAUAUGGCCUUCUGGUUGCCAACUAUUGACGACUAAUUCCUACGCUGCAGCUGCUGUCAGAUGACUUCCAUACUGCUAACAGCAGCACAUCAUUGCAAGCAUAGUAUUGGAAUUGCCUAGGUCUCCUAGACUGCAUUCCUGUUCCUGCAUAUGUUUCCAUAUGUCUUACCUUUAUUUGCUGCAUUCCUUUGCGAGGACUCCUCCACUUGGCCUCCUAGCAUGUUCAGAAGCGGCAUGCUACACGUUCUUACCUUCCAGUCUGUGCCCAGCAGGCUUCAGCUGAAGUUGGAACUGACACAGUAUUAUUUCUAAGAGCAAUGAAGCCUGUUUUAUUUACAAAAUGUUUGUGGCAUUUUUUUAAGCUGUAAUUGUGUGUUUUCCUUCUGUAAGUGCACAAGGCUAUUGAUGUUUCAAGGUGGAACGUGCAGUUCCUUCCCUUAAGUGCACGUUUUUCACAUCUGGGAUCUCUCUGGUUUCACUGCAGUCCACAGAUGCAAAGUUACUUCUGUGCCAAAUGUGAACACUGACAGUUUUCAACUUAAACAGCAGAUGCUGGAUUCUCUUGCAGUGGAACACGCACCGAAAGAGUGGAUGACUAAAUCUACAUGAUACACCCUGUCAUCCUUUUUUUGGCGAUUUAGUGUGCAACAAACCAUACAGGUUUUGUCCACAGCCAGAGCUUGGCGAAGCCUCCCUGCUGUUUGCUGUGCCGGCAUCCCGGAGGGCACAGACAGUACUGAUGAGGUCCGGUCAGUGUCCCAAGCAAUAAAGGAGUCUGUCAGCAGGAAGAUGGAGAAACCAAACUGAGACUGAAAGCACAGUCUGCCUGUGUAUCUUAUGUAUCAUCUUGGCUGAUCUUAAUUGUAAAUAUCAUGGGGGGGAGGGCAGUGGGAAUGGGCCAUAUUUUUUUACUUCUAGAUAUUAAAGAAUAUGAUGUGGGCCAGUAUUGUGGGGUGUCUAGGCUGUUUACCUUCACCAAUGCAGUUUUCCCCUCGUUUGUAAAUAAGCUCCAUUAAAUUCUCCCCACACCAGGCUUAGACCUGUAUCCCUUUGUUGAUAAAACUGACAUGCAGUUAGCUCACCAUGCAUUUUGUUACAGGUCCUGCAGGUUUUCAGUGAUAGCCCCAAAAGAGUGACGCUUCCUUUGUCAGACGGUGUCUUCAGAACUGAAUUUUAAAAAUCUUACAUGUGACCAUGCUGUCUCUGCUUUGCUGUGGCUCUGCUCCAAGGAAUGCCCCUGCAAAGAGACAGGAGGGACGUGCCCUCGCUGCUCGAGAGGGCCUUGUGGGCAAAUGGUACAGAAAGGCUGGCAAGCUGGUCUUCAAGCCUGGUUCCAGUUUCUUUUUCCUGAAACGCUGCAUUGAUCAAAUGCAUCCACCAGCAGGCUGGGACAGGCUUGGCAUAAACAUGGUGUUCAUUGUAUUAUUGCCUUUCCAAACAUACUUGGUUUUAUGUGCUGGGUCACAGCUUGGAAAGUUGAUUCUUUCCCUUGCCUGUCAUGUGUGCUUCCCCUUUCCUAAAUGUAAAGUGCUGGUAAGGUAAGGUGACAAGCACAGUAGUGGGCAUGUUCUCUCUGCUCUCAAGUGCCAGUCCAUACAGGAGAACCAUGCUCAGGCAUUUUACCUUAGGUCAGUUGUCUGGAUGUUCCCCUAUUACAGCAAAGUUAGUCUCAAGUGUGGAGCCCUGUAUAUAAUUUGCAUCAUGUCUCCCUGGAAAAGUAAAUUGGCUUGUAGAACAGCUGCUUCUGUUUUGCUUUUCCUUGCCCCCUUUUUUUUUUUUUUUUUUUCUUUCCCCACAGCCCUUGUCAGUGAAAUGUGCUGUGCCAAGAGCUGGGGAUGGCAAACGAGCAUUUCUCUGCUGCUGGCUCCUUUAAAGUAGCAGCGCAUGCCUGGGACAGUCAGCAGGAGGACUGCCUGCAUGAGGCAGUCUGAUAAACUUUGAGUCUGGAUUGAUGCUGUGGUUGAAGCUUCUCCUUAGGCUCUGCGGCUUGCCUUUGCUGAUGCUACCACACAAGGAGCCAUUUCUAAUGGCACAGGGCAGUGAUGUGAGUUUGCCGUCCUCCAGACUGGAAGAGGGAAGGGAACAGCGGACUGAUGCUUUCCGUCUUGCCAAACGGGCCCGCUGUUGGAGAUACAGAUGAGAGAUUCAUACUAUUACACCCGCAUCCCUCUUCCCGUACUGUCCCACCAUCACCUAUAAAUGCCCAGCAGGAAGGGAGAUGGUUAUCUCAGUCCUCACAGUUGACUAGUUUUCCACAGCCACCUCUUCAACUCAGUAUUGUUGCAUUUCAGGCUGCUUGGUGCUAUUUUACCUUCGUUGGUGUUUCCAUAAGCAGCUGUAUUUUGCAGUGGUUUGUAAUGUACAGGUAUUUGGGGUUUGUAGUGCAUUUUAACAGUUAAAAUUCAGCGUUCAGUAGCAAGUCAUGUUUCAGGGUUUUACUAAGUCUGUUGCCUGAGAAAGUGAACAGAUAGCCUCCAGCCAUUUUUCUUACUACUUUUCACAGGGAAGCAUUUAGGAGUCUUUUAUUCUAAAAAUGCUCUUUGCUAAUGUGGUUUGAGCACUUGUCUAAAGAUUUGUUCAGCUUGCAGUGUUGUAAAACAUUGUGCGUUGCAGCAUGAAAUGUUUAAGAAGAAGAGGACCAAAGGACCAAUCUAGAAGGACAUAUACACUAAGAACACCAGUGGCUUUCUGGAGUGAAGAUAAAUUUACAGGUUUGUGCACAACACAGCACUAAUGCUCAGUUCAAAAUUAAAGCUGAAUGCCUUCCCAGGGCUGAUUGCCACCCACACAGGCAAAUACAUCUUGGUUGAUGUAGGACUGAGUGUUUUCCAUCUGCUUUUAAAAGAGGGAAAUGUACCAAGUAUUGUCAAGGAACUUGAGUAUCAUGUGUUUUUGGAAGGUUAGACAGGAAAGGUGAAUAAAGCUUUUAGCUUCCAGCUUCUAUGUGCUUCUCUAAAAGUUUCAGGACUGCAAUUCCUGUGCUCUUCAGGGCAGCCAGCUAAUGAGAAACAGACCUCAUUAAAAACCGCACUCCCAGGUCUAACAGUGUCCAACUUUAUGUAAAGCCAAGCAGGAAACAACAUUCCCCUUCCAAAUUUGACAUUUAAAAGGUGAGUCCCCCAUCAUGUUAUUUGGUAUGGAGUAAAGUCUUCAAAACAAGGGGGAAGUGAGACUCAGCAGCUCACCUCUAAAUAGGCAGUGGUGGCGGCUGAGCACAUCUGCUUGGCCUGUAGGAGAUUUGGGGUGUAAUUCCCUUCUCCAAGUUAGUCUUUGAGAGAGAUUUUUUUGUUGUUUUUUUUUUUUUUUUUUUUUUUUUUAAUCGAGGCUCCCAAGUCCUUGGUUAAUGUCCCAACCCCUGCUCUGGGGGACACAGGAGCAAUUGAGUGAACAAAUCUGGAAGCAGCAGCAGUGUAUCUUUUCCAAUGCCUUGACUGUAUUUGCACUUUAAGAGAUUUCACGAGGGGCUAGGAUCCUGGUGAGCCUUUCGGAAACUGGUCUCUUUGGUCGUGAGCUGGUAUGGGGAGUUUGACUCCUAGGUGGUAUCUGCCAGAUGAGUGUAAAUACAUAAAGUCAAAUUAUGCUUUGUCACAAAAUACUACGUAUGUGGAGAAUUCAAUGUUGUGCCUGUACUAAUAAAUAUUUUGUAGAGAGA
Messenger RNA from Aquila chrysaetos chrysaetos, 4634 nucleotides. RefSeq names its product WD repeat domain 82 (gene WDR82). The record is from RefSeq and is a predicted model, not a curated record. The transcript is spliced from 9 exons. The coding region runs from base 77 to 1018 and encodes 313 amino acids. Gene Ontology annotation, molecular function: chromatin binding; protein binding. NCBI's taxonomy places the organism in Eukaryota, Metazoa, Chordata, Aves, Accipitriformes, Accipitridae. Gene Ontology annotation, cellular component: Set1C/COMPASS complex.